Halteromyces radiatus is the source of this 1591-nucleotide messenger RNA. RefSeq lists its product as uncharacterized. Gene Ontology annotation, molecular function: zinc ion binding; RNA binding. Bases 41 to 1531 code for a protein of 496 amino acids. Gene Ontology annotation, biological process: mRNA splicing, via spliceosome. The record is from RefSeq and is a predicted model, not a curated record. Gene Ontology annotation, cellular component: nucleus; spliceosomal complex. The transcript has 6 exons. NCBI's taxonomy places the organism in Eukaryota, Fungi, Mucoromycota, Mucoromycetes, Mucorales, Cunninghamellaceae.
UUUUUUUUUUAUUUCUUCCAACUUCUCCACUAAACACAACAUGGAAAAUCUACUUGAAUCUCAACGACUUGCUCACGAAGUUAUCGAACGUUUAGAAGAAGCUUGUGUUCAACAAUUCUUGACUGAUACCAAAACCUAUAGAGGACGACUUCGAAACGAACAUAUUAUUGACAAGUACUUGAAUCGAUUAGGCAAACAAAGUGAAAAAUUGAUUGAACUAUAUGAAGACAAAGAUGGGAAACGUCAAAAAGAAAUCGACUUUAUUAGCAAGCCAUCAAUCAACUUGGAUGAAUUCUAUCAACAAUUAGAUCAAAUCAAGGACCAUCACCAAAAAUACCCCAAUGAAGCUAUUGAGGCACCCGAAUUUGAAUUCAUUCGCACUACGGAUCAGGAUGAAGAAAUGGAAGACGAAGAAGAAGAUGUUUUGGAGACCCUGUUUUCUGGUGAAGAGAAUGUUGGACGUUAUUUGGAUCUCAAUGCAUUACAUGGGGAAUAUCUCAAUUUGAAAGGUGUUGACAGAUUGGAUUACAUUCCUUAUUUGGAUCAAGUGGAUAAAUUCAAUGAUUCAAAAGUGUACCCACCAACACAAAAGAGUAGCAACCAAUACAGAACUUACUUGGAUCAUUUACAUAACUAUUUACACAGCUUUUUCCGACGAGCAAAACCACUUGAAGAUGUAUCAGCACUCGAAAACCAAGCCAAGAUUGAUUUUGAAAAGGAAUGGAAUACAAACGGAGGCAAUGAUCAUAACAUGACCAAUAAUGACGAACUAUUCUGUCGGGCUUGUCAGAAAUCAUUCACCAAACAGACAGUAUAUGAUGCACAUCUCAAAGGGAAAAAACAUAUCAAAGCAGCGGCCAAGUUGGAAGAAGAAGAAAACAACAACAGUAACAACAACAACGACAAUAAUACUAAUAAUAAUAAUAAUGAUUCGGAUGCAACGGAAAAGAUAAAGAUGGAUAGACGAAAAGCAACUGCAUUACAAGAAGCUUUGAUUGUAGCCUAUAUGAAGGUGUUAGAUAAUGUUAGAAUAGAAACAAAAGCUAAUGUGGAACGAAAACAAGCUUUGACAGAUCGAGAACGAACAAUGGAACAAGAACAAGAAGAUAUUGAAAUACAAGAUGAAUCUGAUGAAGAUGAAGAUGAAGAUCGAAUUUAUAAUCCUCUCAAAUUACCAUUAGGUUGGGAUGGUAAGCCUAUUCCAUAUUGGUUAUACAAGUUACAUGGUCUUGGUGUAGAAUAUCCUUGUGAAAUCUGUGGCAAUUAUGUAUACAUGGGACGAAAAGCCUUUGAUAAACACUUUCAAGAAUGGCGUCAUGCUCAUGGGAUGCGAUGCCUUGGAUUACCGAAUAGUCGACAAUUUCAUGAAAUUACAAAAAUCAGUGAUGCUUAUGCUUUGAAUGAGAAACUCAAGAAAGAAGCCAUCAAGGCAGAUGUCAAGCCAGAAAACAUGGAAGAAUAUGAAGAUGAUGAAGGAAAUGUAUUCAACAAAAAGACAUAUGAAGAUCUGAAACGCCAGGGAAUCAUUUAGACUAGGAUAGAUUGUUGUUUAGUUUUUGUUUUUUUCUUGAAUAAACAGGCAUUAAAAUGG